CUGGAAUUGAAAUGUAAAUAUAAGACUGUAUUUAAGUGCUCAUCUCUGCACUGGAGGGGUGAAGCUACAGGCUGACACUUGAAAGAGUAGAAGACAUUCUACAGACAGAGACAUUAAAUAUCAUCAUGAAGCUGCUGACUGCAUCUGCACUUCUUUGUGCAAUGAUGGCUCUGACCGCUGCUGAGGAUGAGUGUUAUGUUCUCAAGAAGUCCUCAUCCUGUCCCUGUGAUUGGACUGAGUACAACGACCAAUGCUACUUGUAUGUUUCUACACCCUUAGCCUGGGGCGAUGCUCAGAAAAACUGUCAGUCCAUGAGUGCAAACCUUGCAUCUGUACAGAGCCUUGAGGAAUACCAGCUGAUUCAGAGGCUGAUAUCGUCCGGUGGACGAACAUGGAUUGGUGGUUCUGAUGGUCAAAAGGAAGGUUAUUGGUUUUGGAUUGAUGGAACACCUCUCAAAUAUACAAACUGGUGUCAGAAGGAGCCUAACAAUAUGGGGGGCAAUGAGCAAUGCAUGGAAAUGAAUUUUUCAGGAGACAAGUGUAUGAAUGAUCAGAAUUGCCAGGACCAAUUCCCAUCUGUCUGCAUCAAGAGAAAGUGAUGAUUCCUGGGCUGACAUGAAGGCACAGAAACAAAUCUUCUCAUAUAUCACUCAAACUAUCUGUUUUCACAUCUUUAUGUUUUUCUUUUGCUGUAACAGUGCAUAAGGAAUGAAGCGACAAGUGACAUAAAAUAGAGUGUGAUUGUGUCUUUUAAAAGGAGUAAGUGAAAUGUGUGAUUGAAAGAAUGCUUUUAGCAAAAAACUUAAAAACAAAAACAAAAAAAAACUUCUUUCUCAUUUUCUGCAUCAUUAAAAUAUAAAGCAUUGAA
Oreochromis aureus is the source of this 868-nucleotide messenger RNA. Its product is annotated as ladderlectin-like. Lineage: Eukaryota; Metazoa; Chordata; Actinopteri; Cichliformes; Cichlidae. Gene Ontology annotation, molecular function: signaling receptor activity. The transcript is spliced from 6 exons. Bases 126 to 599 code for a protein of 157 amino acids. The record is from RefSeq and is a predicted model, not a curated record.